AUGCUUCGAUUCGCAUUGGCCGCCUCAUUGCUGGCGUUGGCUGUGGCCCAGAUGCAGCCCCAAUGCACCUGUCAACAGGUAGAGCCCUGCAAAUCGGGGGCCCAGGACCAGGUGAUGUCGUGCGCUGACUCGUGCCAGAAGCACGUCUCCGGCAUGGGCGCCCCCUACUCCUCGAUUCGAUCGUGCAUCAUGCAACGCCAAUCCACCAUCAACUCGGUGGUCAACUGCCAAGAGCGGCAAUUGGCCAACUCCUGCGCCGCGCGCCCCGGGGCCCAGGUCCCCAAGAGGUACCCGGAGACGCUCAAGCUCGCCGCCUUCAACGAGGUCAACAACAUCCUCAGGAGGAGCGGUCUCCAAGCUGAAGCCGCCUCUUUUAUGGCCGUCGGCAAGAAGUUCGCCAGCUGCGUGAUGAAGUGUAUGAACAAGGGAUCCGGGCGGUGCUUCAAGAAGCUCGGAUGCGGUCUCGCCCUCCCCCCGGACAACGUGCUCGUCCAGCAGACCAAGCAGUGCGCCAUGGGCUCCGGCUUCAACACGGCCGGCGUGCAGUCGUUGUGCAAUUGCAUUGCCGGCGCUGGAGUGCGAUCUCUUGCUCCCCUCUGCAACCGUAUCCAGAUCUCA
Mesorhabditis spiculigera is the source of this 618-nucleotide messenger RNA. Lineage: Eukaryota; Metazoa; Nematoda; Chromadorea; Rhabditida; Rhabditidae. The record is from the annotation of a GenBank genome assembly.